AUGUGUUUUAUUGUCAAAGAUAUUUUGAAACGUUUUCUUAAAUAUCAAAGUGGUGAUGGGGAGGGACAUGCUGCUAAUUGUGAUUAUGGAGUUGAAAUAGUAUUAUUUCAUUCGAACCUUUUAGUAGACAUUGAAGUUGAAAGUGUUGGACGAGUGUUGAAGCUGGAUUCAAUUAAAAGUGGACAGAUUUGGAGGGAAUUUGACCUUUUGAUUUUCAACACUUGGCUUUGGUGGGAUUUUGUUGAAGUUGGUGGCAAGUUAUUGAAAGAUAUGAACCGGGUAGAAGCAUUUCGGGCUGGACUAAAUACAUGGGCCAGAUGGGUUGAUACAGAUGUGGAUACAGCAAAAACUAAAGUUUUCUUUCAGAGAACAUCUCCAGCCCAUUAUCAGUAA
Messenger RNA from Capsicum annuum, 393 nucleotides. RefSeq names its product protein trichome birefringence-like 39. The transcript is spliced from 3 exons. NCBI's taxonomy places the organism in Eukaryota, Viridiplantae, Streptophyta, Magnoliopsida, Solanales, Solanaceae. Gene Ontology annotation, cellular component: Golgi apparatus. Bases 1 to 393 code for a protein of 130 amino acids. Gene Ontology annotation, molecular function: O-acetyltransferase activity. The record is from RefSeq and is a predicted model, not a curated record.